This is a messenger RNA of Macadamia integrifolia, 306 nucleotides long. Its product is annotated as secreted RxLR effector protein 161-like. Bases 1 to 306 code for a protein of 101 amino acids. Lineage: Eukaryota; Viridiplantae; Streptophyta; Magnoliopsida; Proteales; Proteaceae. The transcript has a single exon. The record is from RefSeq and is a predicted model, not a curated record.
AUGGUUAAUCGUUACCAGAGUAAUCCAGGACCAUGCCAUUGGCAGGCAGUGAAAAAAACCUUUCGAUACCUUCGUGGGACCACUGAUCUCAUCCUCACCUAUAGUGGUUCGGAUUUGAGAUUAAGAGACUACAGUGAUGCUGACUGGGCUAGUGACAGAGAUGAGCGUAAAUCUACUUCAAGAUAUACAUUUGUCCCAGGAGGUGGCGAUGUAUCUUGGAGUAGCAAGAAGCAUACCUACAUUGCCCUAUCCACGAUGGAGUCUGAGUACAUCACGUGCUCAGUGGCCGUUCAGGAAGCCAUUUAG